GCUCUGGCCGCCUGUCGCCUCGGCUCUGUGGUGGGUCCUCCGGGCCGCGGAGCAUGCGCAGGGCAGCGCCUGCGGGGAUCGCUAUGGCAGCGGCGUCGCGGUGGGUCGGGCCUCUGCGCUGGCACCCUGGCAGGGCCGCCUCAGACGCCGCCGGCACCACUUCCUCUGUGGAAUGAGCGGGGCCUCCUGCCGCCGCUCGCCGCGCCCCCGCCGCUGCCGCCGCAUCCCGACUGUGGACCCGCUCCGGGAACAUGCCCCUGACCGCCUACUGCUACCUGCGUGUCGUGGGCAGGGGCAGCUACGGGGAGGUGACGCUCGUGAGGCACCGACGGGACGGCAGGCAGUAUGUCAUCAAAAAGCUGAACCUCCGAAAUGCCUCCAGCCGAGAGCGGCGAGCUGCUGAACAGGAAGCUCAGCUCUUGUCUCAGUUGAAGCAUCCCAAUAUUGUCACCUACAAGGAGUCGUGGGAGGGAGGGGAUGGUCUGCUGUACAUCGUCAUGGGCUUCUGCGAAGGAGGUGAUCUGUACCGAAAGCUCAAAGAGCAGAAAGGGAGGCUUCUGUCCGAGAGUCAGGUGGUGGAGUGGUUUGUUCAGAUCGCUAUGGCUCUGCAGUAUUUACAUGAAAAACACAUCCUUCACCGAGAUUUAAAAACUCAAAAUGUCUUCCUAACAAGAACAAACAUCAUCAAAGUGGGUGACCUAGGAAUUGCCCGAGUGCUUGAGAACCACUGUGACAUGGCUAGCACCCUCAUUGGCACACCCUACUACAUGAGCCCUGAAUUGUUCUCAAACAAACCCUACAACUAUAAGUCUGAUGUUUGGGCUCUGGGAUGCUGUGUUUAUGAAAUGGCCACCCUGAAGCAUGCUUUCAAUGCAAAAGACAUGAAUUCUUUAGUUUAUCGGAUUAUUGAAGGAAAGCUGCCACCAAUGCCGAAAGAUUACAGCCCAGAGCUGGCAGAAAUAAUAAGAACCAUGCUGAGCAAAAGGCCUGAAGAAAGACCUUCUGUGAGGAGCAUCCUAAGGCAGCCUUACAUAAAGCGCCAAAUAUCCUUGUUUUUGGAGGCCACGAAGGCAAAAACCUCCAAAAAUAAUAUUAAAAAUGGUGACUCUAAAUCCAAGCCUGUGGCUACAGUGGUUUCUGGAAAGGCUGAAUUAAGUCAUGAAGCCGUUCCCCCUCAACCACACUCUUCUGAGGGCUCCAAGACAUAUGUAAUGGGUGAAGACAAAUAUUUGUCCCAGGAGAAACCCAUAGUCAUUGGCCCCUUGAAGACACCCGCAAGUCUGAAAGGCCACACCUACAAACCAGACGUAAGCAAUACCGCAGAAUCGCUAGCCACGAUCAGUAGGGUGAAUAUUGACAUCUUACCUGCAGAAAGGAGGAACUCAGUGAACAACAGCUUAGUUCAAGAGAAUCAACGAAGACAUUUAGAUGCCUCUAAUGAGCUAGAAGGUAAAUGUAUUAUUUCUCAAGUGAAAGAGAGGCUGCAGGAUAACACUAAAUCCAGUGCUCAAGGAAACCGAAUUCCCACAUGGUCCAUUGACUAUGUCACUGGAGAAAGGAAUGACCCAGUGAAGCCUUUGCAGCCCCUAAACAAAGACCAAAAUUUAUCAAAGGACCAGUUCCAAGAGACUCCUCCUCGUCUUUUGCCUUCUCUUUCUACUGUUGGAAAAGUGGAUGUCACAUCAACACAAAAAGAUGCUGAAAACCAAAGUAGAGUGGUUGCUGGGUCUGUGAGCAGUUCGAGGAACAGAGAGAUAUCAUCAUCAAAGGACCGACCAUUAUCAGCAAGAGAGAGGAGGCGACUAAAGCAGUCACAGGAAGAGAUCUUCCCCUCAGGCCCUUCAGUGAGGAGUCCAGCGGGGCCAGGGAAACCACAAGAGGAAGGCCACCCUACCCCUGCUCAAUGGUUGUCUUCUGACUACAGCGUUGCUCAGGAAAGGAAACUCACCCAUUGUCUCUCUGAGGAUGAGUUAAGUUCUUCUACAAGUUCAGCUGAUAAAUCAAAUGGGAAUUCAAAGGAAGGGAAAGGUCACACAAAUGAAAUGAGUGACUUGGUACAAUUGAUGACACAGACCCUGAAGUUGGACUCUAAAGAGAGCUAUGAAGAUCUCCCGGUACCAGAGCCAGUGUCAGAAUUUAAACUUCAUCGGAAGUAUCGGGACACGCUGAUACUUCAUGGGAAAGUUGCAGAGGGGGCGGAGGAACUCCAUUUUAAAGAGCUACCUUCAGCUAUCGUGCCAGGUUCUGAAAAAAUCAGAAGAAUAGUUGAAGCCUUGAGAGCUGAUGUAAUUCGGGGCCUGGGGAUUCAGCUUUUAGAGCAGGUGUAUGAUAUUUUGGAAGAGGAGGAUGAAUUGGAAAGAGAGGUACUUUUGCGGGAGCACAUGGGUGAAAAAUAUGUGACUUACAAUGUGAAAGCUCGCCAGUUAAAAUUUUUUGAAGAUAAUGUAAAAUUUUGAUAAUUUACCUAAUCUGCUGCCAGAAUGAAACUAUUUUCAAAGGUUUUUGGCUUAAACAAAAACAAACAAACCUAUAAUAAUGACUGGAGGCCAUUCACCAUCCUUAUAUUUUGUUGGGCCUUUUUUUACUAGAAAAAAAUUGGACAGAGUAAUAUGAAGCAAGCUUAUUACAAAAGAAAAAAACCUUUGGCUAUCUUAUUCUCUUUAUGAGGGAAAAUCUGUUGUACGAUGUUUAUUUGGUUACUGUUUACUGAGCCUUAAACCAACUUGAUAUCUAGAACUAUUUUUUUUAAGGUACUUAUUAGCUUGAAUACAGGGAUAUAACAUACUGGAUUGGAAGUUUUAUAUUAUACUAUAGUGACUAAAGCAAUAGGAGAAAUAAAUGACAUAUAUCCAGUGAUACUACUUUUUACUGUUAAUAACCUUAAGUAGAAGUUGAUAAAUUAUUUUUUUAAUAAUUCUGGGAGUAGAUUUAAAGAUAUGGCAUUAUAUAUAGUACUUGAGCAUUGAAUUCCUUUUUUUGCAUAUUGAUGGAUGUUUAACAUUUUAUUUCCAUUUAAUAUGGACCUCAUUCAGGGUAUACAAGAAUUGAAACUAGGAGUUAUUUUGGGCUAGUAAAUCAAUAUGUUUUUACAUACUGGAUUUUUUUUUCUUUUUCUUUUUAAGAUUUAUUUUUCCAUCAGCAAAAACAUUCCUUAAACGCUAAUUCCUUUUCUAAUUCAGCAGUUUUUAAGUAAAGUCCAGAUCCUUUUAGUUAUGUUGGACAUAUUUGUCUCCUGAAAUUUGUCUUCUUAUACAUCAAGAUAUUGUCUUCCCAUGUUUUAAAUGUAUAAUUGUAUAUCACAUAUUUUAUUAGUUGUUUAAUAAGGGGCAAUACCCAUCUAGCAAAUAGUUUUUAUAAAAUAAAAGUUUUGAUUAGUAAAUUUUAACUUCUGCAUUUGAGGGACUCUAAACAUGAAUAUGACUCCAGAAAUAUUUUCAUUUUUUACAGUUAAAAAUAUGUCUUACCUUUUAUGAAAAUUAUACACACACAUAAAGUAAUAAAAUGUUCCCUUUCUAGUCCACAUAAAAGACUUUUAUUUAGUUUUUACUAUGUGCCAGGUGCUAGGCCCGGGUUCAUGGCCUAAUUUCUGAAAUUUCUUUAUUUUGAAGGGUUUUUAACAACUCAACUCUAAAACCAUCUAGUCCUAGUGCUCAGCUGAGGACAAAUUUUUGGCAAACGGUUGGUCUUCCUGAGCUAUUUACCAUUUCUUGCAUGUUUUAGAAAUCCACAUCUUUCUGGAAAGUCAUCAGUUCUACUAAAGUUUUCUAACUUAUUGAUAUAAAGUUAUACAUAUUAU
This is a messenger RNA of Balaenoptera musculus (blue whale), 3796 nucleotides long. RefSeq names its product NIMA related kinase 4 (gene NEK4). Gene Ontology annotation, molecular function: protein kinase activity; ATP binding. Lineage: Eukaryota; Metazoa; Chordata; Mammalia; Artiodactyla; Balaenopteridae. The coding region runs from base 252 to 2456 and encodes 734 amino acids. The transcript is spliced from 14 exons. The record is from RefSeq and is a predicted model, not a curated record. Gene Ontology annotation, biological process: protein phosphorylation.